Sphaeramia orbicularis (orbiculate cardinalfish) is the source of this 2525-nucleotide messenger RNA. RefSeq names its product zinc finger CCHC domain-containing protein 7-like. Gene Ontology annotation, biological process: nuclear polyadenylation-dependent rRNA catabolic process; nuclear polyadenylation-dependent snoRNA catabolic process; nuclear mRNA surveillance of mRNA 3'-end processing. The transcript is spliced from 8 exons. Gene Ontology annotation, cellular component: TRAMP complex. The record is from RefSeq and is a predicted model, not a curated record. NCBI's taxonomy places the organism in Eukaryota, Metazoa, Chordata, Actinopteri, Kurtiformes, Apogonidae. Bases 442 to 1947 code for a protein of 501 amino acids. Gene Ontology annotation, molecular function: RNA binding; zinc ion binding.
UUCUUCAAACAAGUAAAUAAGAGUAUGCAACUUGGGGCAAUGUGCAGGAACAGGUGUUCUAAUGAUUUAAAAGCGGUAUGUAAUUAGUUUAAGCCGUCAGUGUCUGAAACGCGCCCUUAUAAACCUUUGUUUUGUUAGUCUUUGUUAAAAUUGUUUGGUGUUGUCUCGUUUAAUAGGAGUUGUGUUAGCAUAGUGCUAGCUAGCCCAUGUUAACCCACGUGUGAUUAGGGUACUGUAAAUUUCACAUACUUACUUCAAAUAAGUGAUAAUAUUAUGUAACUCUUUUACGAGACAACAUAUGUGAACAACGUGGAUAGAAAAUGUAACAACAAGUGAAGUUAGCCAUACAUUUGGCCGCUGUUUGAUCAAUGUUUGAUAGUGCUGCAGUGUGCCGUCUCGCCUUUGGGUGGCGCUGUGUAGCUGAAGCUCGCAGGUUUUACUAUGGACUCUGUUAAAAGAAUUGAAGAUGAGGAUGGUGAAGAGGAGGGGAUAAAACAUGAGAGUUUCUUUGUUGAGGACUCCUGCAGUUCAGAAGAACAAGAGGGGGAGAUAAAGUUGAAUCAGCAGAAACAUGACAAUAAACGAGCUGCUAGACUCAGCAGAGGAAGGUCUCCUCCUCUUCUCCUCGCCUUCUCCAUCACCUCUGGACGGGAUAAACAGGAGGACAACAGCACAGACUGUAGCCCGUCCUCCACUUUGGACUUAAAGGAGCAGGAAGAUGAGGACUGGGACCAGCCGAUCGAGGAGUGGAUGAUCCUGGGAGAAGAAGAGCAGGAGGGAGAUUCGUGCAUUCAGCUCAACUUGAGCUGUUGGAGCAGCAGCGAUGAAGAUGACUCUGGAGAUGAAGACCCAAAUGUGAAAGCACAAGAUACCUGGGCAGUGUCAGACAAAGACAAAGGCUGUGCUGAUACGUCUCUGCCCUGUCGUUAUUAUGCAUUUGGACAUUCUCUGAUCUGCCACAUCUGUAACAGGACAGGUCACCAAGCAAAGAGUUGCCCUAUAUACAAGAAAUGUCCGACCUGUGUCCUUUGUGGGGUUCGGGGCCACAACCAAAGGGAAUGUCUGAGCCGCCCCUGCCCUAGAUGUGGACGGCCAUCACACAGCCUCAGGCCCUGUGAAAAGCCCCCAGUGUGGAACCAGCACUGCCAGCGCUGUGGGAUGACAGGACACCUCUCUGAUGUGAGUUUUUCCAUGAUCCCCCAGACCUGCCCAGACACUUGGAGACAGUACCACCAAACGAUCAGGUUAGAGGUUCCCCUCAGGCUGCAGCCAGUCCAAACCUCCAUACGUAAAAAACGCCCAGCUCAUUGUUACAACUGCUCUAAGAGGGGCCAUUAUGGCUAUGAGUGCACUAAGAGGAGGAUGGUCAGUGGGACAUUUCCCUCCCUGCCCUAUGUUUACCACUACGACAGCAUGGAGGAAUUCCUCCAGCUCAACACCAGGAUGCAGAACAGAGCCACAGAGCAUGUAUGUGCUGGAUCACUGCCUUUCCCUGAGCAGCAGCACAUGUCUGAGCCACUUAGGGACAGUGGUGAGGAGAAUCAGCUUGUCCAGAGAAGUAGGAUGAAGCAGGACCCACACGGCCGAGCCUGUAGGAGAAAGACGUGGCCAGAACGACGCAGAGAGAGACAGGAGGUGAAGAGGCUGAGGAGGGAGGCCCAGGCCAGGAGAGAGGGAGGAGGACUGGGUCAGCCUCGGUGCAACUCUGAUGAUGAAAGCUCCUAUGCAGAUCCUUUUAGGUCCAACGGUCAGAAGCGGUCUGCAUCUCCACCGAAGAAGAAGAGGAAGGAGGGGGCGGGUGGCCAAAGCAGAAAAAGCAGAGAGGCUGAAAGGUGGAAGAAGAGAAGAGGAAUGAAACGUGGGGAUUUGCAUCCCUAUGGUGGACUAGAUAUUGGGAGUGAAAACCUUCUCUCUCCAAAGCAAAGAGUACGUCACAGAAGAAGAUAAAAGAUUUUUGUAAAUGUUAAAGUAGUGAGCGAUGACUGUUUUGGUUUUUAGUAUAUUGAUGUGUAUUUAAAGUUUAUAGAAAGGAGCAGAUGCAUGCACAAAAAGUACAUGAUGCUCUUUCUUUAAGUUAACAUUUAUAGAUGUGCUUUUAUCAUUUUACAUGAAUUAGUCUAAUACUUUUAUGCUGGCUGGGCCAAAUCUGUAAGAACAAAACAGUUUAAAUGGUGCUUUUUAUUAUUAAUUGUAAAUUAUACCUGUAUUUUUUUUAUUGUGUAUGUGUAUACAGUUAUGAAGGUUUCUGUACAUCUCACAUGUAAUGUUAUUGUUGAACUUAGAUGGCAUUUUCUGUCGUUAAAAUACUUGAAAAUCCUAUUGGGACAAUGACUAGAUCGCCUGCUGUGACAAAUGUAAAAAAAUAUAUAUUGUAAACACGACGACGGACGUAUUUUUAAACCAGCUUGUGUCUUAUUUAUGUUAAAAAUGGAGGGUGCAUGUCAGGUUUGAUACUUGGAAAUACAUGAGAUUAGUUAUUGUUCGUGUAGUGCAAGUGAGGAGCAGAAAAGCUGUGUGGAAUCAGC